This is a messenger RNA of Paramecium pentaurelia, 1923 nucleotides long. The record is from the annotation of a GenBank genome assembly. Lineage: Eukaryota; Ciliophora; Oligohymenophorea; Peniculida; Parameciidae.
AUGAUAAUAAAAAACAACGAAUAAAGAGCAUCGAUAAAUAAAUCUCAAAUAAGUAUUGUCAGCCCAAUUAGAAAGUAAUAAAGAUUUUUACUCUCUCUAGAUCUUCAUCUACAUUUUUGUUAACAUCAAAUUAAUACAUUAAGAGCUUUAAAGAAAUCAGUCCAAAACAAUAAGAAUUGAAUCGGGUUCUAAAUUACAAUAUAAAUUAAUCACAAUCUGCCAAUUCAUCAAUGUAUUCUAUUGAAUGUACUACAACCUAAUCUAAAAACAAAAAUCGAAUUAAUUUAGGUGAUAUUAGUUCAAAAUUUAUGUAACUAGAUGAUGAAAUAAUAGAAGUUUAUAGUGAAUUUGAAAAAAACUAUAGAUCUAUUAAUUAAUUAGAGAAGUUAGAACCUAUUUCUUAUUAGAAUAAUUAGUAUUUAGAAAUUAAACGUAAAAACACAAAUUAAUUAAUUCAAACUCAUGAUAGUUUAAUAUAAUCAGAUCUAAUGCAUGGAGAUUAAAAUCGAAUUAAAAUAACUAGAUUUAAAUUUAAUUAUUUUAGAAUGAAAUUAAGAGGCAAAGUAUCUCCUAUUCAUGUCUUUUUUAAUGUUCCAGAUAGAGUUUAAACAUCAUCUCUAAAAAUAUUCUUAUCUACAAAAGCAGAAUUUCCUACUAAAUUCAAUGCUGAAUAUAUUAUACAUUCUCGCUUUGCAAAAAUCUAUUCAGAAAAAAAUUAACAUUAUUUCAGUGAAGAAUAUUUAUUUAUUACUCUUUAUUCAGAAAUUGAUUUUGAAUUCUCUAUUAACUUUUCAUUUGGUAAUUCAUAAAUAAUCAAAUCUCCUGUUAAAUAAUAAUUAGAGCCUUCUGAAUUAAUUUAAGACAAUUACCCUUUAACUCAUAAACCUCAACCAAAAGAUAAGAUUUUAGGAAAUCUUUCAGUAACACACCACUAAGUUAGCCAUAGAUUAAAUAAGAUACUUUCAGUAUAAUCAGAAAGAUUAUAAAAAUAAAAAAUGGCUAAAUCUAUGAGAUAAUCUCUUAUAGAAGAUAAAUAAUUAGAUAAAAUAUCAAAAUUAUUAGUAAAGGAUUAAAUAAUUUAAUUUAGAGAAAUUGAAAAAUAAAUUAAAUAGAAAAAGGCAUUAGUAUAAUUUGCUUAAAAAAAUUGGAUUCAAAUAUUUGGUUUAUUCCUUAUUACUGAAUAUAUAUAUACAUGCUUAUAAGAAUAAAGAAGAAAAUAAAAAGUUGUAGCAAAAGGAAAAUUAUUAGUAUGGGCACUUAAAACAAAAGCAUUGAUAGAUGUUAAAGAAUAUGGUGAAAAUGCAAAAGAUAGAACAAUAUUUAAAUGUAGAUGUGUUAUCAAUAGCUUUACAAGUAUAAUUAGAUCUAAAACAAAAUAAAAAGCUGAAUUUGUUAUCACUAAAUUUAUGGAUAGAAUUCUUCUUUUUUUAACAAUUCUCAACAAACAUCAAAGUACACUUAAUAAAGGUACAAAAUUUUAUAAUAUUUUAUAUAGUAAUGUUUAUAUAAAGAAAGUUUCGUCUUCUCAAAACAAAAAAAAGAUUAUUCAGAGAUAAAUUUUGGAAAUUAAUCAAAGAAAAUAUUGCUGAUAUUGUUUAUGAUUUAAAAAGAUAAAAAGAAAACUAAUUCUUUUUUGAAAAACAACAAGUAGUAAUUGAUGUGUAAAAUAUAUAUCUCAUUUCUUUAGACCUGUUAUGAAUUAAGUGAUUGAUGAAUACAACAAAAAAUAAAGAAUUCUUUGGAUUGAAUACAUUUAACAUACAUAUUUAGAAAAAGAUUAAAAAAGAGUAUAUAUUUAUUAUUAUUUAGAAAAUCCAUGAAACAGCACUUAAUUUGAAAGAGCCUAAAAUUUAUGAUUUACCAAAUAGAAAUGAGCUUAGUCUUCUUAUAGAAUAAUAUGCCAAAUUAAAAAAAAUACUUUGA